GGGGGGGGGGGGCAAUGGGAUCCCGUUAACAGUUCUGGGACCCCCCCAAGACUGAUGGGACCCCACAAUCUGGAGACACCACCCAGGGCUUCGGGAUCCUUACUGGGGUGUUGAGACCCUGCCCACAUUUUGGGGACCCCCCCGGGUAACGGGGACCCCCAAGUUCUGGGGAUCCACAGGGAACUUGGGGACCCCCCCAGGACUGAGGUUCCCCCACACUUUGGAGACCCCCCCUCCAGAGCUUGGGCACCCCCUCCUGGGGUCCAGGGAUCCCCCCAGGGUAUUGGGGAUGCCCCCAAAUUUGGGGACCCCCCCCAGUAUUUGGAGUCCCCUUACUUUGGGGGCCCCCUGUGUUUUGCGGACCCCCAGGGUAUCAGGGACCCCCCGGAUUUUGGGGACCCCCCCAGACCCCCUCAAGGGUUUUGGGGACACACGGGGGGGGUGUCCAGCCCCUCCCCAACUUUUGGGGUUCCCCUCCUUUAGCAUGGGGGGACCCCAAAACUUCCUCGGGGACCCCAAAUUGGGGGGUGCAGAGGGGAACACCCCCUUCCCCCCACCCCUGCAUCUUGGGGUCCCCCCCGGGUUUGGGGGUCCCCCCCCUCCCCCCCCCCAAAUUCUGCCAAACCAACUUUGGGUCGAGUGCGUCAAACCAACGAAACCGGAGCCGGAGGGGACGCGGGGCCACCAAGGGCCACCAUGGGCUACUGGGGCCACUGUGGGUCACCCAGGGCCAGCGACGGGACCAUCAGGGGCCACCCAGGGCCACCACAGGGUCACUGUGGCCACCAAGGAGACGGCCAGGGCCGUCAAGGGUCACCCAGGGCCACCGGACGGUCACCACAGGGUCACCAUGGGGAUGGCCAGAGGGCCACCACGAGGCCACCACAGGGCCAGCACAGCAAGAGCCAGGAGGUGGCUGGGGCCACCACAGGGAGUCAGGGGGUGGCCACCACCGCCGUGGGGGACAGCCAGGGCCACCAAGGGCUACCACCAGGAUGGACAGGGCCACCACAGGAAGAGCCAGGGGACAGCCACAGCCACCACGGGGCCACCAGCACCAUGGUGGCACUGCGGCCACCACAGAGGUGACCAGGGCCACCAAAGGGACCAGAGGAGAGCCAGGGCCAUGGAGGGGGUGGCCGGGGUCGCCAUGGGGACAGUCAGGGUCGCCAUGGGGACAGUCAGGGCCACCACGGGGUCAGGGCCACCGUGGGGAUGGUCACGGACAGGAACCAAUAAAGGUGACACCAGUUCUUGGAGCCACCACCUGUGUCUGGGGGGGCAUGGGGACACGGGGGGGGGACACCGGGAUGGGAUAGCAGGACAUUGA
This is a messenger RNA of Passer montanus (Eurasian tree sparrow), 1330 nucleotides long. Its product is annotated as collagen alpha-1(I) chain-like. Lineage: Eukaryota; Metazoa; Chordata; Aves; Passeriformes; Passeridae. The record is from RefSeq and is a predicted model, not a curated record. The coding region runs from base 290 to 1330 and encodes 346 amino acids. The transcript has 2 exons.